CCGUGUAGACGUCGCACGCACGAGCCAUGAAUUGAGCUCGCGUUCGCUCGUGCCGCGUCGUCGUUUUACCUUUUUUUUUUAAUUUUAUCCCGUUGCGCGCGCGCACAUUUUUUUUUAUUUCACCCUACGUCCUCACGCGCGGGACUCGCGAGUUCUUCGAACGGGAAAAAUCUUGGAGGGAAGUGCCGCGGAGAUUUUAGAUCUAGAGGAUACGCGUAAAACAUAUAUUUGCGUGCAAAGUGCGUGCAACCUCUGGUGACUCCUCUCUCUCUUUCUUCCUCCCUUCCUCCCUCUCUCUCUCUCUCUUGGAAGGAGCGCGGGUGAAAGAGAGCGAAGGAUAAAGAGAAGUGCAGAAGACGAGAAGACAAAAGGGGGGAAAAAAGGAGGGAAAGGGGGAGAGGGACAGCGGCGUGCGAUGGCUGUGCGGCCGCGCAUCGGCCCUUCCGGUGGUGAACGCGCUUCCGGAGGUGCCGGCAACCACCUCGCCGGGAUACCCACCGUGCGAUGGACCGCCAGGAGCACGCUCGUCGUCGCCGCCGCGGCGUUCGCCGUCCUCCUCGGCGUCGCCGACGUCGUGGCCAUCCGAUCGGGCGAUGGCUGCGGGAAUAACAUGUUCAGGUGCAACGAUGGCAAAUGUAUACAGUCGAUUCUGGUGUGCGAUUAUCGCGGAGACUGCGACGACAACAGCGAUGAAAUGCAGUCGUGUCCACCGCCCGACUGCGAGAUCGGCCAGAUCACGUGUGGCCAGUACAGCUUCAACAAGACGUACUGUAUACCGCCGCACCAACGGUGCGAUAUGACCGUCGAUUGCGUCGACGGCACUGAUGAAGACGGCUGCACAUACAGGAAGUGCCAGCCGGAUGACUUCAGGUGCGUUGGGACCACGCCGGAACUUUGCAUACCCAAAGAAAAGAAGUGCGACGGUUACCUGGACUGCCGGAACGGCAGGGACGAGGAGAGAUGCGAAAAUAAUAUGAAGCCGGCCUGCCGAUUGGAUCAAUUCAGGUGCAACACCACGCAACGCUGCGUCGAGCAGAGCGCGAGGUGCAAUCAUUGGGACGAUUGCGGUGACAACAGCGACGAGGAACACUGCAGUUUCCCACCUUGCACCAGUGAUCAGUUCCGAUGCGCCAAUGCGCUCUGCAUUCCCAUAGCAUAUCAAUGCGAUGGUUAUAAAGACUGCCAGGAUGGUUCCGACGAGAAGUCCUGCACAAUGACAGUCUGCCCAGGAAACAAAUUCAUGUGUCCGAAAGGUACACCAGAUGGAAAGCCAUUAUGCAUCAAUCGAUCUCAGUUGUGCGAUGAAAAACAUGAUUGCGAGGACGGGGCGGACGAGGAGGCGGCAUGUUCGACGAGCAUGUGCGGCUUACUUGGUUGCCAACAUAAAUGUCAAGCAUCUCCGGCCGGAGGGACUUGCUACUGCCCGGAGGGAAGAGUCCUCGCCAAUGAUUCGCGGACCUGCAUUGAUCGAGACGAGUGCUCCGAGUGGGGCUUCUGCGAGCAGCUGUGCGAGAACAAUGACGGCUGGUACACGUGUCACUGCGCGCCCGGCUAUAUUCUUCACGGGCAAAACAAAUGUCGCGCCCAGAACAUUUCCGCCCUGGAGCUCCUGCUCGCGCAGGAUCGCGCGAUAUGGCGAUUGAGCGCGACCGGCGAGGAUCGAAAGAUAAUCGCCAACACCACCGGCGCGAGCGGGGUGGAUUACCUGUACUCGCGAAAUCUCCUCUUCUGGAGCGACAUGAAGACGCGGAAGGUUCACUCGGAAUCCCUCAACCCCGGUAGCGACACGCCGGCCAAGGUGGACAUCAGUAUGGCGGGCUCAUGGGGACCCGUGUCCAUCGCGAUAGACUGGAUCGGCGACAAACUCUACGUGGCGGAUUCCAUCGUGCAAAAGGUAGACGUGUUCGAGCUGGACGGACGUUACCACGGGAUCGUGGUGAGCUCGAAUCUCACCAGCCCGACCGACAUCGCGCUGGACCCCACGAGGGGCCUCAUGUUCAUCGCCGACAGCAAGCAGGUCCUGCGCACCAACAUGGACGGUACCAACGCGUUCCCCGUCGUCUCCGAGGCAGCCUAUAAAGUCUCCGGCGUGGCCGCUGACAUCAUUGCCAAGAGAAUCUACUGGUGCGACUCUCUGUUGGAUUACAUCGAAACUGCAGACUACAGAGGUCACAACAGAGUAAUGAUUCUCAGAGGUUCUCAAGUGCCAUCCGCAAUCAGACUCACUCUCUUCGAGAACAGGAUAUUCUGGACGGACGCCACCAAGCAGGCCGUCAUGAGCGUCGAUAAGACUCAAGGAGAUUAUUCCAUCCAAAGUGUAUUUAAGGUACGCGACGCCAAAGCUAUAAAAGCCUUGCAUCCACUCUCGCAACCUAGCGUCUCCAAUCCCUGCGGCAAUAAUAACGGCGGCUGUCAGCACAUGUGCAUCGUCACGGCCUCCAGCGAUCAAAACAAUCGAUUAGGCUAUCGCUGUGCUUGCCACAUUGGAUGGCGAUUGGCAUACGACAUGAGGAACUGCAACUUGGUGCAGGAGUUCCUCAUGUAUUCGCAGCAGAGGUUCAUUAAAGGCCGCGUGCUCAAUCCCGUGAUGGAAGGCUUUAACGAUGCUAUCCUGCCGGUGGUGUCCAGACGGGCACGAUUCGUUGGAUUGGACUACGACGCGCACGACCAGUACAUCUAUUACAGCGAUGUUCUUCAGGACGUCAUAUACAGAGUACACCAGAACGCGACCGGACGCGAAAUCGUCCUGGCUAGUCAAAAUGAGGGGGUGGAAGGACUUGCGGUCGAUUGGGCCGCGAAGAACUUGUACUACAUUGAUUCACGUAAAGGCACGCUAAAUGUGCUCAGCACUCGGAAUGUCACGUAUCGGCGAACACUAUUGAAAAAUCUGAAGCGUCCUCGCGCGAUCGUAAUCCAUCCGAAUCAAGGUUACAUCUUCUUCUCGGAAUGGGACCGUCCGGCCAACAUCAGCAGAGCUCACGCUGACGGCUCCAGCUUGGUCGUCUUCAAAAAUCUGACUCUGGGCUGGCCAAACGGACUGGCGAUCGACUUCAAUAAAGAUCGAUUGUACUGGUGUGACGCUCUUCUGGAUCACGUGCAGCAUUCGAAUCUAGACGGUACGGAUGUGCAAACGGUGAACUCCAGACUAAUCCGACAUCCGUUUUCCAUCGCUAUCCACGAGACUUGGAUGUACAUCACCGACUGGCGUCUCGACGCCAUUAUUCGGCUGCACAAAGAAACCGGCGAGCACGAAGUUAUCUUGGUCCGUGAGCCCGCUACCAACAGACUUUACGGCGUGAAGGUCUUCAGUCGUGACAUCCAGAAGAUGACGAGUGCCCACCCUUGUAACAUUAAUAACGGCGGUUGCGAGAAACUUUGCUUUGCUAUUCCGGAUAACUCUUCGCGCUCUGACGCUAUCACGUUCCCUGGCUCGCAACACAGGCCGAAACUCACUAGUGUAUGCGGAUGUCCUUAUGGAGAACGCCUUCAGAGCAAUGGCAGGAGUUGCGCAGCGGAUCCGGACGGGGAACCGCCUCUGCAAGCGUGUCCACAUACUUGGGAUUUCACUUGCGCGAACCAGAGAUGUGUCCCGAAAUCCUGGGUGUGCGACGGCGAGAACGACUGCCUCGACAACAGUGACGAGAUGCAAAACUGCACAAAACCGACGUGCAGCGCGAACGAGUUCCAAUGCAAGUCCGGUCGUUGCGUACCGAUGACGUUCCACUGCGAUUCCGAGAACGAUUGUGGCGAUUACAGCGACGAGAUGGGCUGCCCGAAUGUGACUUGUAGCGCUAAUCAAUUCGCCUGCGCUAAUAAUCGCUGCAUCCCCGCAACUUGGAAAUGCGAUUCCGAGAACGACUGCGGCGACAGCUCCGACGAAGGCGAGUUCUGCGCAGCUAAAACUUGCUCGUACUUCCAGUUCACGUGCCCACGCUCCGGCCACUGUAUACCGCAGUCUUGGGUGUGCGACGGCGACAGCGACUGCUUCGACCAACAGGACGAGAUGGAUUGCCCACCGGUCACCUGUCUCAGUACGCAAUUCACGUGCGCGGAUCAGAAGAUGUGCGUUUUAGCGUCGUAUAAGUGCGACGGCAUUAGUGAUUGCAAUGAUGGAUCGGACGAAGUGGGUUGCCCGUCGCUGGCGCCAGAUCAGUGUAACACCGACAAGCAAUUCCAGUGUGUUAGUUCAGCUAUCUGUAUUCCGAGAAGCUGGUACUGCGACGGUACCGCCGAUUGCCCGGACAAGUCUGACGAGCCGGAAUCGUGCGGAAAGGUCGACUGUCAGACUGGAUUUUUCAGGUGCCGGAACGAGAGAUGUGUAUUUAAGGCGUAUAUCUGUGAUGGAAAAGACGAUUGUGGAGAUAACUCCGACGAAGACACCGAGUUGCACGCAUGCGGUCCUCCUACGUUCAAGUGCGAAUCCCAGCAAUGGAGGUGUCCGAAUGUAACGAAUCGUUGCGUAAAUACGACCAGCGUAUGCGACGGCAAGCCAGAUUGUCCCAAUGGCGCGGACGAGGGACCCGGUUGUGAUCUCGCCGAAUGCACCCAUCAGGGCGGAUUGUGUACCAACGGUUGUAUUCAAACACCACUCGGUGAGCAAUGCACCUGUCCGGCUGGCGAGGAGCUCACCAGCGACGGCUUUACAUGUCAGGACAUGAACGAGUGCGAGCCGCAAGGCAGAUGUUCGCAGGUCUGCGUGAACACGAAGGGCGGCUACUACUGCAGCUGCGUGGAUGGUUACACAUUAGACACCGAUAAACACACGUGCAAGGCGUUCAAUCACAGCGCCGCGUUCUUGAUUAUCUCAAACAGGCAUACCAUUCUGGUGGCGGAUCUUCAAGAUCAAGCGCUGGAACGUGUUCCCAUCAACGUAGAGAACGUCGUGGCGACUGCCAGCAAUAUGCACACAGGCACUAUUUUCUGGUCGGACAUGAAGUUGAAGCGAAUCUCGCGAUUAGAUCGCGGUAGUGAUCCUCAAGACGUAAUGAGUACCGGUUUAGAUCUGGUGGAAGGUCUAGCCUACGACUGGAUCGGUCAGAAUCUGUAUUGGUUAGACUCAAAGCUGAAUACAAUCGAAGUGGCUAAGGAGACUGGAGCUGGAAGAAUGAUUCUUGUCAAGGAGAAUAUUACGCAGCCACGUGGAAUGUGUUUGGAUCCCAGUCCAGGUGCAAGAUGGCUCUUCUGGACCGAUUGGGGUGAAAACCCUAGAAUCGAAAGAAUUGGUAUGGACGGCACCAAUCGAUCGACCAUCAUCAGCACAAAGAUUUACUGGCCUAACGGUCUAGCGCUCGAUAUCGCAAAUCGCAGAAUAUAUUUCGCGGACAGCAAGUUAGACUUCAUUGACACUUGUCUGUACGAUGGCAGCAAGAGACUACAGGUUCUAGCCAGUUCGCACUAUCUUCUGCAUCCUCAUUCCCUCACUCUUUUUGAGGACACUAUGUAUUGGACCGAUAGACAGCUCAAUCGAGUACUCUCCGCACACAAGUUUAAGGGCUCCAAUCAAACGGUGGUGUCGCAUCUAAUUUCCCAGCCGCUCUCCAUACACGUACAUCAUCCAGUGCUACAACCGAUCACUCCGAAUCCUUGUGCUAACACAUCCUGUGAACAUCUAUGCCUUCUGUCGCCUAGUAAUCCGAAGGGAUACAGUUGUAAAUGCCAAGUUGGAUUUAAAUUGCUACCUGACGGACGCUGCAUGGAAGAAGAGACACCAUAUUUAAUGGUUCUUCGGAGUUCUCAGAUCGUUGACGUUUCUUUGACGCCUAAAGAAACCAAGACUGGAUACAUCACGCCUAUCGUAGGUGUGGAAGGCGGAAGAUUUAUCGAAUAUGAUAGAAGAGAUCGUAUUAUUUACUGGCUGCAAGGCAAAGAUAACGACCACGAAAAUGGCACGAUUUAUGGCAUUCCUUACAACGGUGGCAACCGGACAGAGUUUCCAAAUCCAUCCGGCGAUAGUGGUGUUGUCGGUUCACCAUCUACUAUGGCGCUGGACUGGCUUGGACGCAACAUGUUUAUUGGCAACAAAUUCGCGUCCAAUAUCGAAGCUAUUAAAUUGGAUGGCAAGACGCGAUUCCGCACAAUCGUUUUAUCAAACGAUGGAAAUCGUACAUCAGUUUCCAAACCGAAGGCGAUGUGCGUGGACCCUAUUGACGGACAAAUAUUUUGGGUGGAUGACGGAGGUUUUGGAGUACCUCAGAAGAUCGGACGGGUGAAUAUGGACGGCACUAAUCCGCUGGUCCUCGCAGAGAACAUAGAACGUCCUGAAGCAAUUACCAUCGAUAUACCUAGCAAGACGCUAUACUUCUCCUGCCAGAAUCCGGCCUUUAUCAAAGCCAUGUCGACAGACGGUCUAAAUGUCCGCACCAUUCUCACUGCUGCAAACAACAUGGCUUUGCCUAAGGCGAUAGCUGUCCAUGAGUCUCGUCUGUACUACUUGGACCCGCUUUAUGACAAAAUCGAACGUGUUGAUCUGCCUAACGGCGACAAUCCAACCACUAUCAUUGACAACGACUCUGAGCUUCGUACUCUGACCAUUUAUAAAAAACGUGCGACCGGAUCUCAUCCUUGUCUUAUAAACAACGGUGAAUGCGAGCAGCUUUGCCUGCCUGCAUCUGGAGGCACGCGCGUUUGUGCUUGCGGAAUGGAAUAUAAAAAGGUCACGGAAACCAGAUGCGAGCCUUACAAGACUUUCGCCGUGGUAACUCAGCUAGAUGUUGCCCGGGGUUACAGUCUCAAGGACUCCAAGGAAGCCAUGGUACCCAUUACUGGAACUGGUCAUCAUAUCCUCCAUGUUGAUGUACAUUACGCGGGCAACUGGAUAUAUUGGGUGGAAUUUAAUCGAGGCAUCUGGAAUGGUAUCUUCAGAAUACGACCAAACGGCACGGAAUUGCAACAGGUAGUCAAACAAGGAAUUGGUUCCAAUGGAAUUCGUGGUCUAGCCGUAGAUUGGAUAGCAGGGAACUUAUACUUCGCUAAUAUCUUCCCGCAUGACAACUACGUGGAGGUCUGCUGGUUAGACGGUUCCAACCGAAAGGUGCUCGUGAAAACGACGACAGACGCUCCUCGGGAGCUGGCCGUGAAUCCUAUCAAACGAUACUUGUAUUGGAUCGAUUACGGACAAUAUCCUCGAAUAGGCAAGGCCUUCCUCGACGGUAGCAAUUGGUCUCCCAUUGUAACAUCCGGCAUUAGCACACCGCGCGAUUUAACGAUCGAUCUUGCAACGCACGAUGUUUAUUGGGUGGACUCGAAAUUGGACACAAUCCAGAAAGUCUCCUACACGGGUGGAAACCGAGAGAUUAUCCGUAGGAAUCUGCCAAAUCCAAUGGGCGUUGCCAUUUUCGGCGGAGACGUCUACUGGGUGGAUCGAAAUCUGGCCACCGUCUUUAAGGCGAGCAAACUGAAGGGCAAUACCAGUCUUCCCAUUCCCGUCAGAACAAAUCUGCAAAAGCUCAGGGACAUUGCUAUCUUCGACCAAAACAGUCAGCCACCGGAUAUCACAAAUCCUUGCUCGCAGACAACGAAUGGCGGAUGCUCUCAACUAUGCUUCGCCUUCCCGAAGGACCAUACUAAAACGUUCACCUGUGACUGCGCCGUGGGAAAACUCUCUUCCGACGGUCGCAACUGUGAAAACGUCGAAGAAUAUCUAGUAUUCGCCACGCGAACUGAGAUUCGCGCAAUUAAUAUAGAUCCGCACAACACUAACGUGCCCUUCGCCCCUGUCGGAAAUCUAACGAAUGUAGUCGGAGUGGACUUUGAUUAUCAGGACAAGAAGCUGCUGUUCACGCAGAUUCGUCCUUGGGCGAAGAUCGCGUGGACGCCGUCAGAUCGGCCGUCCUCCUCCGAUCUGCACACGCUGAUCAGUAAAGGAAUUAAUCCCGAAGGCAUUUCAUACGACUGGACUCAGAAGAAGGUAUAUUGGACGGAUUCGUCUAACAAUAGCAUCUACGCAAUGGACAUUGACGGGUCUAACUUGGUGAUGAUUGCCCGCGUGGAUCGUCCACGCGCCAUCGUCGUCGAUCCCUGCAACGGUUCGCUCUACUUCACGGACUGGGGUCGUUUUGGAACAUCCGGAAAGAUUUUCAAGACGACCAUGGCGGGAUCGCUGAAACGCGCCAUUAUCGACAAAGAUCUCUCGCAACCCAGUGGUCUAGCGAUCGAUUACGACGAUCGUAUGCUAUACUGGACCGAUGCCGUGCGCGAGAAGAUCGAGCGGUCUGAUCUCGAAGGGGGGUACAGAGAAGUUCUGGUUAGCGCUACCAUCUAUCCCUUCGCUAUCACCGUCUUCAGAGAGCACAUCUAUUGGACGGAUCUCCAGCUUCGUGGAGUUUACCGAGCGGAGAAGCACACCGGGGCCGACAAGAUCGAGCUGGUGAAACGACUGGAGGACUCGCCGCGAGACCUUCACGUCUUCUCCGCGGCUAGACAGCAAUGUACCGUUAAUCCUUGCAACAUCAAUAACGGCGGCUGUGACGAAUCCUGUCACCCGGGCCACAACGGGUCCGCGGAGUGCAAAUGCGGUGAUAACAGCAGGCUGGUGAACGAAGACAGAAUGUGCGUGCCAAAGAACGUCACUUGCGAUGCGAACAAGUUUGCUUGUAGAAACGGCAGAUGCAUCUCCAGAAUGUGGGCUUGCGAUGGCGAUGAUGACUGCGGCGACAGCACCGACGAGGACACCAGUUACUGCUCUUAUCACUCGUGCAGCCCGAACGAGUUCCGCUGCAACAACGGCCGAUGCAUCUUUAAAACAUGGAAGUGCGAUCACGAAAACGAUUGUCGGGACGGCAGCGACGAGGAAGGCUGCGUUUAUCCACCGUGCGCGCAAGGAGAAUUCACUUGCGCCAACCACCGCUGUAUCCCUCAAUCUCAAGUGUGCAACGGCAUCAAUGAUUGCAAGGACAAUGUUACCUCUGACGAGACGCAUGAGCGAUGCCCUCGCAACACUACGUGCCCGUUGAAUCAUCUCAAGUGUGAAAAGACGAACAUCUGCGUGGAGCCCUACUGGCUCUGCGACGGCGACAACGAUUGCGGCGACAAUAGCGAUGAGAAUCCGAUUCAUUGCGCUCAGAGGACCUGCCCUCAGAACAGCUUCCGAUGUCCCAAUCACAGGUGUAUUCCGGCCACUUGGUACUGUGACGGAGACGAUGACUGUCUAGACGGAAGCGACGAACCUCCCGGUUACUGCCAGUCCGAAGGUAGGACGUGCUUCGGCGAUCUGUUCACGUGCGACAACGGCAACUGCAUUCCUAGAAUUUACAUUUGUGACGGAGACAACGAUUGUCUGGAUAACUCUGACGAAGACGUGCGUCAUCAGUGCAAUGACAGAAAGUGCGACGAAGAAACCGAGUUCACUUGCACCGCAAACAAAAUGUGGAAUCGCGCCCAGUGCAUCCCGAAGAAGUGGCUGUGCGACGGGGAUCCGGACUGCGUUGACGGGGCCGAUGAGAACGUGACUCUGCACCACUGUCCAGCGCCAACCCCUUGCGCCGACAACCAGUUUACGUGCAACAACGGACGGUGCCUGAACCGCAACUGGUUGUGUGAUCACGAUAACGACUGCGGCGACGGUAGCGACGAGGGCAAGUUCUGUAACAUCCAGUAUAAGGCUUGCAACAGUCAGGAGUUUACUUGUCAGAACUUCAAGUGCAUACGCAAGCAGUUCCGCUGUGACGGCCAGGACGAUUGCGGCGAUCAUUCGGACGAAGUAGGAUGUCCGUCUAAAGGAAAGAAUACGACAUGCCCGAAUCCGAAGGACUUCAUGUGCGCGAACGGCAACUGCAUUGACUCGCAGUUGGUGUGCAACAAAGAACCAGACUGCACCGACGAGAGCGACGAGCCGCUGCACUGCAACGUGGACGAGUGCGCCCGUGUCGAGCUGAAUCAGUGCGGCCACAAAUGCGUGGACACGCCGACCAGCUUCUACUGCGAGUGCAACCCCGGCUACAAACUGCUGGCCGACGGCAAGGCCUGCGACGACAUUGACGAGUGCAUCGAGACGCCCCAGGUGUGCAGCCAGCAAUGCGAGAACACGCCCGGCGGCUACUAUUGCAAGUGCAACGAGCGCUGGUACGAGAGGGAGGCCGACGAGCACACGUGCAAGCGAAGGGACAACAUUCAGCCGUGGAUUAUAUUCACGAACAAGUAUUACGUCAGGAACAUGUCGAUCGACGCGUCCAACUACAGCCUGAUGCAUCAGGAUCUGAUCAACGUCGUUGCGCUUGACGCGGAUUACAGCCAGCAGAUGCUGUACUUCUGCGACGUCACCGCGAAGACAAUAUAUAGAGCACCGGUGAACGGCGGCGAGAAGGAACCAAUCAUCCGUCACGACAGUCUGGGUCUCGAGGGUAUCGCUAUAGAUUGGGUUGGUCGAAAAUUGUAUUGGUUGGAUCGUCACGCGAAACACUUGGAUGUCGCCGAACUUGAUGGCACGAACAGGAAGACCUUGCAGAGCGGAAUUGCAGACCCACGCGCGAUCGCGGUCCAUCCCGGUGCCGGAUACCUGUACUUUACGUCUUGGAACCUUCAGGCGUAUAUCGGUAAGAUGGGCAUGGACGGUAGCAACUUCACUCGAAUUCUGACGUGGGAGGACGACAUCGCCUGGCCGAACGCCUUGACGAUCGAUUACUUCACCGAUCGGAUCUUCUGGGCCGACGCUCAUCUGGAUUACAUCGCCUUCGCCGACCUCGACGGCCACAAUCGGCGGAUCGUCCUGUCCGGCGCCUCGGUGCCGCACGUGUUCGCCAUCACUGUGUUCGAUGACUUCAUUUACUGGACCGAUUGGAAUCUAAAGGCGAUCAGCAGGGCGGAGAAGUUCUCCGGCGCGCGUCUGCAGGUGCUGCGCAACACCACCCAUCGGCCCUACGACAUCCACGCCUAUCAUCCCCUUCGGCAGUUGCCCUACAACAAUCCCUGCGCGGAAAACAACGGCGGUUGCUCGCAUCUCUGCCUCAUUGCGCCGCCCGCCAGCUCGUACUUGCUCGAAGGAUAUGGUCAGCCUGGGGUCACCUCCUACAAGUGCAAGUGCCCGAAUCAGUUCAUUCUGGACAAGGAUGGCAAGACAUGCAUAGCGAACUGUACCGCGGGUCAGCAUCGUUGCGGACCACCCGACGAGAAGUGCAUCCCUUGGUAUUGGAGAUGCGACGGAGAGAAGGAUUGCAAGGACGGUUCUGACGAGUCGUCGAGUUGCCCGACGAGGAUUUGCCGGCCAAGCAUGUUCCAAUGCGCGAACAAAAAUUGUACGCCGAGCGUGACGAUUUGCGACGGGAUUGACGAUUGCGGUGACAAGAGUGACGAAGCUAAGUGCGCGCUCGAAUGCGGGGAGCUCGAGUUUAAAUGUAAGUCUAACGGCCGCUGCGUGCACGACUCCUGGAAAUGCGAUGGAGAUGCUGAUUGUAAAGACGGCAGCGACGAAGAUCCUGCCAUUUGUCACAACCGCGCCUGUGACCCGAGCACCGAGUUUAGCUGCAAGAACGGCAAGUGUAUUCCUAAGUUGUGGAUGUGCGAUUCUGACAACGACUGCGGCGACGAUAGCGACGAGCCGGCGUACAUGUGUCGGCAAAAGAACUGCACGACCGGGUGGCAGCGAUGUCCAGGACACGCGAACUACCGGUGUAUCCCGAAGUGGCUGUUCUGCGACGGCAAGGACGAUUGCCGCGACGGUUCCGACGAGCGUCCAGAGAACUGUCCCAAGUGCGACCCCAACAUGGACUUUAGGUGCGCUAACAACCGCUGCGUGCCGAAGCAGUGGCUGUGUGACUUCGCCGAUGAUUGCGGGGAUGGUAGCGACGAGGCAGACACGAUGUGCAAAGACAAGUACCGCCAAUGCUCCGAGUCCGAAUUCAAGUGCACGAACGGUAAGUGCAUUGCGUCUAGAUGGAGAUGCGACAGCGAGGACGACUGCGGGGACAAUAGCGACGAGGAGCAGUGCCAUCAGUGGGUGUGCAAGAACGACAGCUUCCAAUGCGCGAGCGGUCAUUGCAUCGCGUCGUAUCUUCGUUGCGACGGAGCGCGAGAUUGUCGCGACAUGAGCGACGAGAUCAACUGCCCAGCGAGAUACCCUGACGGAAGGUACUGCCCGCAAUCGCGAUUCCAAUGCAACAACAACCUCUGCGUCUCGCUGAACGACAUCUGCGACGGCACCGAUGACUGCGGUGACAAUUCUGACGAGAGUCCCACCAUGUGCGCGAACUUUCAGUGUGACACGCACAGACGGUUCCAGUGCGCCAACCACAAGUGCAUCGCCAGGUAUCAGUUGUGCGAUGGAAUCGACAACUGCGGCGACGGUUCCGACGAGAACAAUAUGACGAUGUGUGUGAAGCAGACUCGUCCGUGCGACCCGAUAACCGAGUACACCUGUGCGAACAAGAAGUGCAUCGACCAUCUGAAACUCUGCGAUCUCGGGGAUGAUUGCGGGGAUCUGUCGGACGAGUUGGGAUGCCAUCACAGUCACCAUUGCACGGACAAUGACCGCGGCGGUUGCGCACACGAGUGCCACAAUCUCGUUGACGGCGGCUACAUCUGCACCUGCUAUCCCGGUUACAUAAUCUCACCGGACAACCGGAAGCACUGCGUGGACGUCGACGAGUGCCAAACCGGGGCUCACCAAUGCUCUCACAUCUGCACGAACUUGAACGGCACGUACGCCUGCUCUUGUCGGCAAGGUUUCCAAUUGUCGGACAGACACAGUGGUGUGUGCCGUGCCGAAAAGGAUGACGUUGUAGUGCUGUUCGCCAACGGACCCGAACUCCGAGCCUACGAUCUGCACAGCAGAGAAGAGAUGGACGUGAUAGACAACGAGAAGAGGGUGCAGGCUGUCGAUUUUGAUCCCAAGACGGAAUACGUUUUCUGGAUUGACUCGUACGACAACACCAUUAAGCGGUCGUACAUGGUGAACGCCAAAGAAGGCGAAGCGAAAAUUGGACACGCGCAGGACCUCAAUAUGAAGACUGACUCGAGGCCAACGAGCUUAGCGGUGGAUUGGAUCUCCGGUAAUUUGUAUUGGAGCGAAAUUGAUCAAUCAGGAACCACUCCUCGCGGCCAAAUUAUGAUGUCUAAAUCAGACGGCAGGUAUCGACGUAGCAUAGUUACAACGAAUCUCGAACAACCAACAGCAGUGGUCGUGGAUCCCGAGCGAGGGGAGGUAGUAUGGGCCGAUUCGGGUAAUCAGCCAAAGAUCGAGAUAGCCUGGAUGGACGGGGCUAGACGCAAAUCACUCGUGACCGAACGAAUAGCCAGUCCUUCGUCGCUUACCAUCGACUACGCUAUGGAGCACACGCUUUACUGGUCCGACAGCAAGUUGGAUACCAUUGAGGCGAUCAGUUUGGCCGGUAACAACAGGAGAAUCGUUUUGAAAGGCAGACCGCUCAAGAGUCCAAUAGCGCUGGAUGUUUUCGAGAACAAUCUUUAUUGGACCACCAAGCAAACGGGUGAACUUAUUCGACAGGAUAAAUUUGGCCGAGGAGUUCCGCAGACCAUCGUCAAGAAUCUCCCUAGUCCCGGAGGCGUCAAGGUCUAUCAUCAGCUGAGAUACAAUACCAGCCUGAGAAAUCCAUGCCAUGACGAUCAGUGCACUCAUCUGUGCGUAACGAUUCCCGGCGGGCACCGUUGUCUAUGCUCGGACAGCGUCGGCCUCUUCCAGCGUCUGAUGAAGGACGACGAGAGGCAUUGCGACGCUACAAACGAAAGGCCUCUCCCAGAUCCCCUGAUAUGUCGCUGCCAGAACGGCGGGCGGUGUCAAGAGUUGGACGACAAGCUGGCGUGUAAUUGUCGCGAGGAAUUCCAUGGCGAAUUCUGCGAAACCGCGGCGGUCGCCGCUCGUGCGGGCGGAUCCACCGCUGCUAUAGUUAUUCCCAUAGUCAUAUGCCUGCUGGUGUUGUUCUGUGUCGCCGCGAUCUUCAUGGUUCUCAAGAAGCGACCAUUUGGCAAGCCCGGUGGCCUCGGCAGUCUCACAGGCGCUCAAAGUGUUUCCUUCCGCCAAGGCAGCAAUGUAGAGUUUGGUGCAGAAGCUCACGAGAGAAUGGAACCUCUCGACGUGGAGUAUAACUUGAACGAUGUUAGCAAUAAGAACCGAGACUUCAGUAAUCCGAUGUACGACGCGGUGAAUAUGGAGAGCGGCACGACGAACGGCACCGGCACCGGCAGUAUGUACGAGAUGCCGGCGGAGAUGAAGCCCUCCAGCAUACAGCACAAGGAGCCGCCGCAGCUGCAUCUGAAGAGGAGAGAACUGGACCCGACGCCCAUCGACUCGGGGAAGGAUACUCAACAGCUGGUCGAGGAGGACAAGUCCGAGUGCUAGGGACUAUCAUUCCAAUUUAGGAAUUCCUUUAGAUCUGUUGUGCAUCGAACUUGAAACAAGCAUGGUGGAGAUAUUUCACGAGUCUGCGAAGAAUACAUAGGGACACAAACGUAAAUUAGUUUACCAGUUUUUACGUAAACAGUGCGGAUCACUUCGCAACUGCUCGUGUACGUUAUUUAUUAAGCUAUUCGCCGAGAUGUUUUUAACGUGUGACGGAUUGAUUAAAUGUUCUACUUUAUCUAGUGAUCCGCGGAUAUGAGAAUAUCGGGAUCUCUGGAUUUCUCUGGAGAAAGAGAGGAUAUAAAUUGUUAUAGAGAGAGAGAGAGAGAGAAAGAAAGAAAGAGAGUUUUAGACGCAUGGGUUUCUAUAAAAGUUUCGACAGUAAAAUGGAUCUUCAGAUUUGAAGAUCUCUACAUUGUGCAUUCCUCUUCUCUCUUUUUAAUGGAUAAAAGAAAAUUUAGGGAUGGAUCCUCGGAUAUUUUUGACGAAAGAGAUAUUGCGUAGUAAAUCAUAAGUCUACAACUUCGCGUGUCCUUGUAUCUAAGAGCCUCGAUGUGUUUAGGUUUUCAAUUUUCCGCAUCCUCCAGACCUAUGAGAAUCUCUGACCACGGAUUCUCAUAAAUCUCCAGAUUCCUCGAGCCAGGAAUUGUGAACUGGCUUUAGGAUCUUGAAAUUUCGGAGAGUAACGGCACGGCCGUCAGACGAAUCGAUAGCAUCGAUUUCACGGGGGGAGAAUAGGGCGAGAGCGAAUUGCAAUAGGCACUGACUGUGUCAUUUUUUACUAGGUGUGUGAUUUGUAAGUCUUGUAAAUAUAAUUGCUAACAAAGUAUAAUGUUCAUGUUAUCCGUGUACCAUAAAAGACGCAACACAUUCCAUUCUUUCUCGAGGUUGCUGCUUGAAGUGUUAACGAUAACGCGGGACACUUCCAAUAGCUAGGAUGUGUAUGUAUAUGUGUGUGUAUGCGUGCACGUGCGCGUGGUGCUCGAAUUGGUACGCUUGAUCCUUAAACAAUCCUUCGGAACAUCUGCCAUGACAUCUCCGUGCGAUUUUUAAUUAUUUUACAACUUGUAAUGAAAAACGGCGAAAUUAUGCUGCGAAAGAGAACAAUUUAUUACCAUUUUACACUUUUGGGGACUCGAUAAAACUUGUAAAAUUUGAUAACUUCAGUAAUUCAAACAUGUCUUGCUUGUUUUUUACUGUACAAUUUGAGCACUUAGUGCACGCGUGAAAUUUAUUCUCAACUACAACAUGGACGGGAUCAAAUUUAACUUCGAUAGAGAUUUAUAAAGCUCAAAGGUAUUGACUAGUACCUUUUAUUAUUUAGCUUAAUUCAAUAUCCCCAUUAUGUUUUUUUCCCUUUGUGUAUUAUAAAAUAUAAAGCGAUGAGAGAUCUAAUAUUACCUCUAUAACAGCCGAUGACUUUGAUGAAAGUUCAAUGGCGAAUAAUGUUCUCGGGGUUGAAAAUGAUCCCGCUACAGCAGUCACGAAACUGAGCUACAGUAGUUGAGCGUCAAUGAUGCACGUACGUCCGUUCAAAAAGCUGUAUUCUUAGCGGAGUAUUUUUGUAAGGCGUGGCGUUAUAUAGUUUUUCAUGUUGAAAAGUGGCCUUUUCCUUGUUACGAUAAGUAGAGGCGCGCGAGCUCAGGAGGAGCGAGAUAUAGAUGUUUUCACACAUGAGCGUUAUUAAAUGUUAUUCUUGUGAAUGUUAUUACAGAGCACAAUCGAUUUUUACGAACAGAAAGAAACAUCCCUUGCGCGGUGAACAUUGUGCUUUCGCAAGGAACAUUCGCCCGGCCGACCAUCAUUGUACAUUUUUUCUAGAUUAUGUGAGGUACUCCUCCUGCAAAAGAUGGCUGAAUUAAAAGGAAUCGACGAGAAUUUAUUCUGCAAGAUUAACUGCCUAAGCUUCGAAAUCAGAGAUUUAUUUCGACAGUUUUGCAUACCUUCCUAUUUCUUUCCACUUGUUCCCAACACUGAACAGAGUUAGCACUGUUUAGCGUUUUCUUAUAACGAUACUGUAUCUUUCGUAAAAAUGGCGAACGACAAACAAAACCAAAAUAAUCUCCAUGUAUUUCAAUCUGCAUUAAAAUAUUAAUUUUUUUAAAUUCUUGAUUAAUGGACGACAUAAUUGAGCUAAUUGCUAGUAUCAAUUAUUUCAAGUCUCAAUGAACGUCUGUUAAUUCCUUUUAAUGUAUACAUUUUUUGCAGGGUCAGUAAGCGUAAUUCUUCUUCUUCCGCAGAAACUAUGAUUACAAUAUCCUUGUAUACUGAUAAUUUAUUGCAACAACUUUCAAGUCCUACGAGAGAAAAAUAAAUUCCUUAAAUUAAAUCCUUAGGACUUAUAAUUUCUUUCAUCUCGACAACAUUAUAGUUUCGAAAUAAGAUGUCCUUUAAUUCUGUAAAUAUUAGAUAGAAUUUAAAACGUGUAGAUUCUGAAGAGAGAGAAGAGACGCUCUCGGAAAAAAUAAUUAAUCAAGAAUACAAGGAUAUAUAUUUAAUUUAUAUCUCGGUAAAGAGAUAUUGAGGGAUCAACGUAAGCACGUUGUACAUAUACACGUUUCGCGAGAACUAAGGAAGAGAAUUAUCAACGCUGACCCACCCUCCACACAGAUUAUUAUACAUAAAAGAGUAUAUAAAUAAAUAAAUAAAUAUAUAUAUUUUUCUGUUGCAAUCGACUUUGACCUGGGCAGGGCUCCAGAGUGUCCUAAAUAUUACGAUGUAUCAGUAUUUUGUGUAUUUUUUUAUCGAGUUGACAGAACAACAAUUGUUAAUAUAUUGUGCAAAAAUCGAACAGAUACCGUCCAAGAAUAAAUUGUAAAAUUGACAAUCCAGUUUUCCCUAUGCUCAUGCAAUAUAUAUAUCAAAUGCA
Temnothorax curvispinosus is the source of this 17156-nucleotide messenger RNA. RefSeq names its product low-density lipoprotein receptor-related protein 2 (gene mgl). The transcript is spliced from 29 exons. Gene Ontology annotation, molecular function: calcium ion binding; protein binding. Bases 416 to 14287 code for a protein of 4623 amino acids. NCBI's taxonomy places the organism in Eukaryota, Metazoa, Arthropoda, Insecta, Hymenoptera, Formicidae. The record is from RefSeq and is a predicted model, not a curated record.